CCGGGGCGCCGGGAGGCCGCCUGGGACGCGGGAACCAGGGUCGGGGCUGCGGUGCGGCUGGGGACCCGGGAUUUGGGGUCCCCGGGGCUGUCAAGGCGAAAGGGCCCUGGAACCGGGACGCCGGGAGGUCUGGGUCCUCGGCUGGCAGGAGUGGAUGCAAGGAGCUUUCUUUUCCUCUUCACAGAGCUUUGUUGAACUAGCUGUUGCUGCAAAACUGUCGGGAGUAUCCCAUUGGUUUGCCGUGGGGACCACAAAAGUGGUGGCCCUGGGGGGCUGUUUGUGUAAAUAACUGAUGUUGUGUGUGUUCUCUGCGUGUGCCCUGGUAGGAAGGUGCCUUCAUGGUGGGAUCUUCUCCAUAAGGGCCCAUGUCCCCCCCACAGCUAUUAUUUGUAGAUUCACUUUAUUUGAUAUCACGCAGAAGAGAAGAAAUAUCUAACUCUCUUCUUUCUGAUGGUUAAGCUAGUGGCUGGUUUUGUUUCCUCAUUGCAGAAUAAAUUUUUUUUACAAAAGCUGAAUCCAGAGUAAAGCCUGUUGAUUGGAGGAGGCUUGAUAAAAUUUGUAUUGCUGAUGUUUUGGGAAUGUGUGUUAGCCGGUCUGUGUGGUGGUCGUGGUUCCGUUUAAUUGCACUGCGAUGAGAUGAGCCAAUCCUCACCCUGGGCCGGGCCGCGGGCAUCUCUGCAGAUUCCAGAGCUGGCAGGGGCUGUGAGUGCUGCAUUAGGUAGGUUCUCGGAGAAGGAAAUGGCAAUUCGGAGUCGCUCUGUUCCGAGACUGGAGGAAAUCUCCACCAAAAAAAAAAAAAAGAGAGAGAGAGAGAAGACAUCACUUGCCCGUACCCUAGAGGUAACAACAACAAAAAUUCAGAAACUGACAACAGCUGAAUGUGCAUCUUCCUUUUCCUGCACUGACUGGCAAUUUAAGUUCCUGAAAGGAGUUCUGGAAGACGAGAACAGAGUCUUCAACAAGGCUCUCAGCCCGGACUGGACCUGGAUUUCAGGAUUUCGCUGACUGCCUGGUUUCAGAGGCUUACCCUGUUCCCUGCUUCAAGACUCAUUUAAAUUCUGGGAUGAAGAGGCCAGGGGCGUGCAUUCCGAGGCCUGGUCCUGUAGACGGGAAGGAGCCUGGACACAGAGACACAUUCUCAAAGGCCCUGCAGGACCGCCAUGGCUUAUGAUGACGCCGUGAAGAAAGAAGAUUGUUUCGAUGGUGACCACAGCUUUGAGGACAUAGGACUAGCAGCCGGCCGGAGCCAACGAGAAAAGAAACGGUCUUACAAAGAUUUUUUAAGGGAAGAGGAAGAAAUUGCUGCUCAGGUCAGGAAUUCUUCCAAGAAGAAGUUAAAGGACAGCGAACUUUACUUCCUGGGGACGGACACGCACAAGAAGAAGAGGAAGCACUCCUCUGAUGAUUACUACUAUGGAGAUAUUUCGUCUUUGGAAUCGUCACAGAAGAAAAAGAAAAAGUCCAGCCCACAAGCUGCUGAUACAGCUAUGGACCUGUUGAAAGCUAUCACUUCCCCACUGGCAACAGGGUCCAAACCCUCCAAAAAGACAGGGGAAAAAUCCUCUAGUUCUUCGAGCCAUUCAGAAAGUAGAAAGGACCACCACAGGAAGAAAGUAAGUGGGGGCGGCGGGGAGCUGUCCGUGGAGAGCAGCAGCUCCCACAAGUCCAAAAAAAUGAAGCCGCUCUAUGUGAACACUGAGACCCUGACCCUCCGGGAGCCUGACGGGCUAAAGAUGAAACUCAUUCUCUCACCAAAGGAGAAGGGAAGCAGUGCGGUGGAUGAGGAGUCUUUCCAGUGCCCCUCUCAGCAAGCCACUGCUAAAAAACCUUCUAAGAAGUCAGCUCGGGAUGAGCAAGGUGCUGUGCUCCUGGGACACGAGUUACAGAGCUUCCUGAAAACCGCCCGGAAGAAGCACAAGUCGUCCUCGGACCCACGCUCAUCUCCCGGCCCUGAGGGCUGUGGGUCUGAUGCCUCCCAGUUCCCAGAAUCCCACAGUGCUAACCUGGAUCUUUCAGGGCUCGAACCUGUCCUAGUAGAAUCAGACUCUUCCUCUGGAGGGGAGCUAGAGGCCGGCGAGUUAGUGAUCGAUGAUUCUUACCGGGAAAUCAAGAAGAAAAAGAAGUCAAAGAAAAGCAAAAAGAAGAAGGACAAGGAGAAGCAUAAAGAGAAACGUCACUCCAAGUCCAAGAGAAGUUCAGGACUUUCUGCCCCAGCGGCGGGAGAAGUCACAAUGACACCUGGACCUCCUCCCAGCAUCCCCUACACUGGAGCAGCUGCCCCUCCCCCACCACUUCCUGGCCUCCACACAGACGGACAUAGUGAGAAAAAAAAGAAAAAAGAAGAAAAGGAUAGAGAAAGAGAAAGAGGAGAAAAGCCAAAAAAGAAGAACAUGUCGGCCUACCAGGUGUUCUGUAAAGAGUAUCGAGUGACCAUUGUGGCUGACCACCCAGGCAUAGAUUUUGGGGAACUUAGUAAGAAACUAGCAGAGGUGUGGAAGCAAUUGCCAGAAAAGGACAAACUGAUUUGGAAGCAAAAAGCUCAGUAUCUGCAACACAAACAGAACAAAGCAGAAGCUACGACUGUGAAAAGAAAAGCAUCCAGCUCAGAAGGUUCCAUGAAAGUAAAAGCUUCUUCUGCAGGAGUACUGUCACCCCAAAAGAAGUCCCCACCCACCACCAUGCUAUUACCAGCCUCGCCAGCCAAAGCCCCCGAGACAGAGCCCAUUGAUGUUGCUGCUCAUCUACAGCUGCUGGGAGAGUCCCUCAGCCUCAUCGGACACCGCCUGCAGGAAACUGAGGGUAUGGUGGCUGUGUCCGGCAGUUUGUCAGUGCUUCUGGAUUCCAUUAUCUGUGCCCUUGGCCCCUUGGCGUGUCUGACCACACAACUACCUGAGCUGAAUGGCUGUCCCAAACAGGUCUUGUCAAACACACUAGACAACAUUGCUUACAUCAUGCCUGGACUGUGACAGCAGAGAAUCCUGGGGCGGGAACCUCGUCCUCCCCCGUUGCUGGUGUGUGUGUGGGACUGUUCCAGAUCUCUCCGCCGGCCGCUGGGUGUAGGUUUUAAAUUUUUAUAUACAUAUACAUAUAUAUAUAUAUAUAAUGUACAAUAUAUACAUAGGACUGUAACUAUUUUGUUUUUAAUAAUCUUAUGAAAUGACUAAGGUUUAGCCAAGAGGAAGCCUUGGCAUGAAUAUGGGCUUAGGAUUUUUUCUCCUGUGGUGGAUAAAUCUGCCUUAAAAAUCAGUGUAACUUGGGGGCUGGGGGCUCGUUCUGGGUGCCAAGUGCAUCUCUUUCUGGACAGCUCAAAUGUGAUUUUCUUUCCAAGCUCAGUGGUACCUCCAGACCCAUCACCGACCAUUUGCCUUACCUGUCUCACAGUCUGAGAUGUAGUGGUUAAGAUUAUGGGAAGAUGUCAGUUGACUAAAAGUGCAAAACCUUUCAGCUUGAAGUGUCUUAGGUGGGAGGUGAUAAAAUCAUUCCCAUCUUAGAGUUAUUGCAAUGGCUUAGGUGAACCUAGUGGGGGGUUCAUUCCACUCCCCGCUGUACAGGCGUCCAUGUCUCAAGAUGUGUUGCGAUCAUUGGCAGCCUCAGUAGGGGCCAAAUAGCUCUGCAAGCCCUGACAGUAUAAACACCUUGAAGAGCGUGAAGCUGUCGAUGCUGGUGGCUUAUAUGUUGUGAGCUGGUCCCAAGUCUUUGCCUCCAGAACAAAGAGCUGGUAUCUUCCAUUGGCAGUGUUCACUUAGCCACCAAGUCCUCACAGGUUCCGCUUAGUUGCUUGGUGACUGUGGAAGAUGAACUUUGCCCAGCAGGAUUCUUGGGUUCAUCUUACUGGCUCCCCUGGUGGGCAGAUACACCAUGUUCUGCAUUCCACACAUAAGUGAAUUGCAAAAAAAAAAAGUAGUUGAUUCUCAUGUAGGUUUAUUUAUGUGCGCGUGUGAAUGUGCGUUUUAAUUAUGUGUAUUUAACUCUUUAAAAUCUUAGAUUUUAAUUUAUCCUGUAAAUUUCUGUAUAUAUAAUUUAAUAACAAAAGCCUCCACCAGCAGCAGCAUGUGGAAGAUACGGAUGUGUUAUUUUUUCCUCCCUUCCUUCCCCUGACCUCCUCUGACAGCUCCAAAUCAUCUGCAUUUUAAGGUUUUGUGUCUCAGAAAGGAAUCAUUAUGUCAGGAUACUAAUUCUUUAUAAUUGAAUAAUGUCAAGAAAGUAAAAUAAAAAGGAAUGUUUCCAUUCCCAGCUCCCCUUAUUUCCAAAGAACCAGACUUUUGCUUCCUAGUUCCAAAGAAGAGAGUUGAACCCUUCAGAAGGGCUGGUGUUGAACAAGUGAUCUUCCCUGCCAGGCACCAGCACGGAGGUGACUGCUUCUUCCCCAGCUGGAUGGAGCUCCGCCGCCUGAGCGUGGGGGUGUGAGGACAGGGCAGCGCCCUGUGUAACUUUUUCCUUUCUCCCCUCCCCUGUGGUCACGGGGCUUUGUUUCUUAAUGGUGUUCUGGCUGCCAACUGCCUUUCUCAACUCAGUUUUGAGUUGAGCAGUUUUGAGAUUUAACUGGGAAGCAGAAGGAAGCGGGAAUGUUUGGGAUCGAAAAUCAAGAACCAGAAGUCUUGUUUUCAUUCCGUGUGUGAGAACCUGUGCCAUGUCUCAUCCGCACCCAUGGGAGUUCCCUGUUUGACACAGGGGCCCAGAAGGCGGGAUCUGCAUGGACGGAAGUCAGUCCUGCCCUUGUCAUUCAGGAGAUCCUGCGAGGACCUGCUUUUUCUGUUUUCCUUUCAAGUCCAAUCCUAUUGUAUUUGUAUUUAAAAUUUGUACACAUUUGUAUAAUAAUCCGUACCUUGUGGUAUUUGGUACUAUUAGAGGGAAAACCUUUGGAUUCAGACCUUCUUGCAGUUUUUAUAUCGUUUUAUUUUUUUUAAAUAAAUCCUAGAGGUUUGAUCCAAAUUCCAUUACAAUUGUAUAAAGAAAUAAAGUUUUGUACUUAUAUUAUUAAAAAAAAUCACAUUUUUAAUA
Messenger RNA from Artibeus jamaicensis (Jamaican fruit-eating bat), 5001 nucleotides. It is a transcript of the gene HMGXB4, whose product is annotated as HMG-box containing 4. The transcript is spliced from 11 exons. The record is from RefSeq and is a predicted model, not a curated record. Lineage: Eukaryota; Metazoa; Chordata; Mammalia; Chiroptera; Phyllostomidae. Bases 1161 to 2966 code for a protein of 601 amino acids.